Messenger RNA from Aspergillus sclerotioniger CBS 115572, 1488 nucleotides. Its product is annotated as cytochrome P450. The record is from RefSeq and is a predicted model, not a curated record. The coding region runs from base 1 to 1488 and encodes 495 amino acids. Lineage: Eukaryota; Fungi; Ascomycota; Eurotiomycetes; Eurotiales; Aspergillaceae. Gene Ontology annotation, molecular function: iron ion binding; heme binding; monooxygenase activity. The transcript has 3 exons.
AUGAUUGAGGAUAUUCAGGCCCGUCUUCAGGCCCGUUUCCAGGCCCAUCUGGCCGGCCGCGAAGAGCUGCUCGCUUCCCCCAGUAUCGUGGUUGGGACGCUCUUGUUCUUGCUGGUCCUGUUCCAGUGGCGCCGAGCUGGUGGUUCCAAAGCGUUUCCCACCCCGAGACUGGGCUUUCCUCUCAUCGGAGAUGCCUUGGCCUUUCUGAACACUCCGGUUGGGUUCGUGAAAGAUGCGACGAACAAGUGUGGCCCGAUCUUUCAGGUCAAGUUGCUGUUCGCCAACAUUGUCUAUCUCCGCGGCACCCAGCUCAACCGCAUGUAUGUGGAUGUCAAGGAAGAUAUCUGGUCCUUUGGGGGCGGUAUUGGCAUUUUCUUGAAGAAGAUCGCCAUCCCCGGGUAUUUCGAUCAUUUCCGAACCCUGGUGGGCUCGCUGAACCGCGGCAUCAAUCGCAAGGUGACGCUGGACCGCUACACCGAGCUGGCAGGCGAGGAAGCCGACAAGGCCCUGCUGAAAUGGAGCCAGCAGCCGGAUGUCAAGAUCUUCGACGAAGCAUCCAAGUAUGUGCAUCGCGUGAUUGUGCGCACCCUCAUGGGACAGGACUUUUACGACAACCACAUCGACGAGCUCUACGAUCUGCUGCACCGCAUGGAAGACGAGAUUGGCCAUCCCCUCAACCUGCUGCUCCCUGACUGGGUCUCGCAUCCCCCGGCACGACGCCUGGGACAGGCCCGCGACCGCUUCGCCGAGAUCUUUGAGCAGCAGAUGGCGAUUCGACGCCAGAAUCCGGAGCAGUGGAAGGGCUCGCUCGACUACAUCACAUAUACGCUGGAGGAUCCGCGCACAGCCCAUCUCCAGGAGUACUAUCCCUCCCACCACACGGUGCUCAUGUUUGCGGCUCAUACGAGUACCGUGGCCAGUAUCGCCUGGACGGCCAUGGAGUUAAUUCGGAACCCACAGUACGUGGAAGCCAUCCGCCAGUCGUUCAAGGAACACGGUGAUGUGCAUCAAUCCCCUGAGCUGUUGGCGUGCGUCAAAGAGAGCGGUCGUCACUACUCUGGGGUGCACAUGUAUCGCACCACCCAUCGUCCGGUGAAGCUGGAGGAUGGCUACACCGUGCCCGAAAACUGGGUGGUGUGUACCUCGCCCUACCUGACCCAUCACGAUGCGGACAUCUACCAGCAGCCCGAUCAGUGGCUGCCGGAGCGGUGGCUUCGCCCAACUGCACGCCUGCAGAACCUGAACAACGCCACUGACGCGGCCUUUCUGCAAUUCGGGGCGGGCUCGCAUCGGUGCCCCGGCGAGAACAUGGCCGGCAUCAUCGCCCGCGAGCUGGUGUCCCGACUGGUGAAGAACUACGAUUUUCAAUGGGGCAGCCAGGGUCCGGCCAAGCUGGAAAUCUCCGACAUGGACUUUAGUAAAGUGGGCAGUCCCUGGUUGCGGGGCGAUGCGCGCAUUCGUCUCCAGCCGAGGAAGUCUGCUGCUUAG